Molecule: messenger RNA, 793 nt
Organism: Paramecium sonneborni
Lineage: Eukaryota; Ciliophora; Oligohymenophorea; Peniculida; Parameciidae
Source: the annotation of a GenBank genome assembly
AUUUUAUCAAAAUACAAACAAUGAACAUUAAACCACGACUUUAUGGAGAUGCAAAUUUAAAAAAGAGACCAUCCUAUUUUGAAUUUGAAAAUAUGGAGAUUCAUUAUGGGUAUUUGGAAUGAGUAAAUUUAGAUAACUUGAUAAUUAUGAGAUUGUAAGGAAGAUAGGAAGAGGAAAAUAUGCAGAAGUUUUUGAAGGGAUAAAUGUAAAUACACUUCAAAAGGUUGUUAUCAAAGCUUUGAAACCAAGUAUGAGAGAUAAAAUAUUGAAUAGUAAGAUAGAAGAAGAUAAAGAGAGAAAUCAAAAUAUUACAAAAUUUGAAUGGAUAAAACAAUGUGUUGAAAUUACUAGAUGUAGUAUUUGAUCCAGCUUCAAAGACUACAAGUUUGAUUUUAGAGUUCAUCAAUAACACAGAUUACAGAGUAUUAUACCCUUAAUUGCAGGAUUAAGAUGUUCGCUUUUAUAUGUAUGAGAUUUUGAAAGUAAUUUAAACUAUAUUAAUAAAUAGUCCCUAGAUCAUUGUCAUAGUAUGGGAAUANUUACAUUAAUAAAAAAAAUCCAAAUUUUCAAAUCGUUUAGAUACUAAUAAAUAUAUCUAUCAAAAUAGUUAACAAAUGUUUUUUAUAUCUUGAAUAAUCACAAUAGAUGCUACUCUAUAAUAUCUGUGUUUACAACAGAUUAGUAUUUUUGCUCGAAAAGCCUAUUAUUAAAGUAGCAAAGUAUUAGACUUGUAACUUAAUUAUUCUCUAGUCUAAUAAAAUAAUAUAUUAAUUAAUUAAUGUAAUCAGUAUGA